Molecule: messenger RNA, 1194 nt
Organism: Aspergillus steynii IBT 23096
Lineage: Eukaryota; Fungi; Ascomycota; Eurotiomycetes; Eurotiales; Aspergillaceae
Gene: egl2
Product: putative endoglucanase
Exons: 5
Coding region: 1-1194 (397 amino acids)
Biological process (GO): glucan catabolic process
Cellular component (GO): extracellular region
Molecular function (GO): hydrolase activity, hydrolyzing O-glycosyl compounds; cellulose binding
Source: RefSeq, a predicted model, not a curated record
AUGAAGUUCAUUUCCCUCCUUGCUGUUCUCCCGCUUGUCUUUGCGGCGCCGAAUAAACGCGAUUCUGGUUUUGUUUGGUUUGGAACAAAUGAAGCCGGCGCAGAAUUCGGCCAGAACACUAUUCCCGGCGAUCUGGGAACCCAUUACAUCUGGCCGGAUCUGUCCACCAUCAAGACACUGCACGAUGCGGGCAUGAAUAUCUUCCGUGUAGCGUUUAUGAUGGAGAGGUUGAUUCCGGAGAAGUUGACCGGGACCCCGGACGCGAAGUAUCUCAGUGAUUUGAAAGCUACUGUCAAAGGAAUCACAGACCUUGGGGACUACGCGAUCAUCGACCCUCAUAACUUCGGGAGAUACUACGGAAACGUCAUCUCCUCGACCUCCGACUUCGCCGCCUUCUGGACAACCCUGGCGAAGGAAUUCGUCAACAACGACAAAGUCAUCUUCGACACCAACAACGAAUACCACACAAUGGACCAAACGCACGUCCUCAACCUCAACCAAGCCGCGAUCAACGCCAUCCGCGCCACCGGCGCAACAAGCCAAUACAUAAUGAUCGAAGGCAACUCGUGGUCCGGCGCAUGGACCUGGGUAACCGUAAACGACAACCUGAAGGCCCUCACCGACCCCAACGACAAACUAAUCUACGAAAUGCACCAAUACCUGGACUCCGACGGGUCCGGAACCUCCUCUACCUGCGUCAGCUCGUCCAUCGGCCAAGAGCGCGUCGCCGCCGCCACCGCCUGGCUCAAGGAGAACAACAAGAAGGGCUUCCUCGGCGAAUUCGCCGGCGGGGCGAACAGCGUCUGCCAGACCGCCGUGCAGGGCAUGUUAAGCUAUCUGGGCCAGAACUCGGAUGUGUGGCUCGGCGCGGCGUGGUGGGCGGCGGGACCGUGGUGGGGGGAUUAUAUCUUUAAUAUGGAGCCGAGUGGUGGGACGGGGUAUACGAAUUAUUUGAGCCUGUUGAAGCCGUUCUUUGUGGGUGGGGAUGGGGGGAGUGGGACGACGACGACGGCCACGAGGACUACGACUGCGACUGCGACGAGUACGAGGACGACGACCGCAACGACCGCGACGUCGACGGCUGUGGCGAAGCAGUAUGAGCAGUGUGGAGGGAAUAAUUGGAGUGGGCCGACGGUCUGUGUGAGUCCGUAUAGCUGCCAGAAGGUGAAUGAUUGGUAUUCGCAGUGUUUGUAG